Messenger RNA from Drosophila innubila, 1837 nucleotides. RefSeq lists its product as uncharacterized. The transcript has 3 exons. The coding region runs from base 357 to 1532 and encodes 391 amino acids. NCBI's taxonomy places the organism in Eukaryota, Metazoa, Arthropoda, Insecta, Diptera, Drosophilidae. The record is from RefSeq and is a predicted model, not a curated record.
GGCCCAUCAUUCCCUCUGCGACCGUCGCGCUGAUCGCUAGCAACGCUCCCGGUACCCGGCACAUAUAUAUAUAUAUACAAAAUAUACCCGAUACUAUUCGAUUCAACUCGACUCAACUUUACACAACGUUAUUGAACACUUGAAACAGUUGCUCUGUUCUUUUGUGGAAACAACGCAAUAAGUUUGUGGAUAUUACGAGCACGCGUCUGUGUUUCAAAACUUUUGCACAUUCUGCGUGUAUUUGUGCGUGUGUGUGUGUGUGUGUGUGUGUGUGAAUAGACAACGAGCAACAACAACCAACAGCAAUAUCAACAAAAACGUUGUUUAUUAAAAUUGUAAACAGUAGAACACACAAAAUGGGUCGUCUGUUUCAGUACAAUCGCUUUGGCGCCUUGGAAAGUGGCAACAAGCGCAAAAAGGAUACACAAAAGAAGCCACAUGAUAAGGCCAAGAUGUUACGCAAUGCAAUCAAUUGUCCGAGCUACACGGACAUCUAUUGCUCGAGCAACACAAAUGCCGGCAAAAAUCUUGACUUGGCCUUCAAGAAGUGUCAACAAUGGAGCAACAAACUGAAGUUGCAGCCAACAACAACAACAACAACAGCUGCUGCUGCAACAACAACAACAACAGCUGAAGAGCCUGCAGUUCAGAGUCGCACGCAUAAAGUCUAUGACAGCAUGAAGAACUUUCUGCAGCGCAAACUAUUCGCGCAUCCCUCGCAGCACAGACAGACCGAGGAAGAGGCAACCAGCGAUUAUGAUGAGCAGGACCUUCUCGACUCCUCGUACCAGGCAGACGCGGAGGAAGACGAAGAGGAGCUGGUGGCCGACAGUUGCAGCUGCAGCUCCAGCAAUGCCACGCCCAAGCGCGCCCACAACAACAAGUCGCCACAGAAGUCGCUGCUGUCGCUCAACUGUUGGCAGAGCAGUCAACCGAGCGAUUCCAGCGGCAGCGAGGAGGCGCCACCAGAGCAGGUGGAUUCCGAUGCUGGCAUCUCCGAUUGCUGUCAACUGUUGAACGAAAGCAGCAACAGCAACAGUGGCAAGCGACGUGGCACGCCCAAGAAACGUGCAACACAGCGCUACAACAUCAACACGGACGAUGAGGAGGAUGAGGGCGAGGAGCCGGAGUUGUUGCAGUGCGCCUGGUAUCAGCCACGCAUCACGGCCAAGGCGGCACAGGAGCAUCUGCAGCAGGCAACACCGGGCAGCUUCCUGCUGCGCCGCAGCACGCCUCGCAGCUUUGAGCUCUGUCUGCGUCUCGACCACAAGGUGAAAUCGUAUGCGGUGCAGUGCAGCCGCAACGAGAUGUACAGCCUGAAAGGCGCCAAGAAACAAUUUAGCACCCUAAAGGCACUCAUCACACAUCAUUCGGUGAUGGCGGAGCAGUUGCCGUUAACCCUUGACAUGCCCAGGGAGCGACAUUUGGUCAAAUCCUCCGCAGUGCGUUAUGCGGAUGACUUUGAGCCUCUCGAGUCCCUCCAAUUGCUGGGCAUCUUAAAAAGUCUGCAGGCCAAGAACUUUGAGGCAUAGUUAGUAAUUAAAAAAAGGGGGAAUUUUAUUAGAGCAUAGGGAUUUAUCGAACUGCAAAGGGAACGAUAGGUGAAAAAUAUAAUAUGCUAAGUUUUAUUCUUUCGGCCAAGGCCUUGUGAUAUAGUUUACGAAAGAUACGAUUUACGAUUUAGAUCUUAAGUGUGUGUACAUUAAAAAAAAGAACCAACCUACACGUAGUUUUUUUGUAUUCAAUUGUGUUUAUGCUUAAGUUUUCUAUUGUACAGUCAAAUAUUUUGUGAGUUAUGAAAUAAUAAAAAUUGAACAAUGCAAUCCUGCAAAUGCAA